Molecule: messenger RNA, 549 nt
Organism: Stegastes partitus (bicolor damselfish)
Lineage: Eukaryota; Metazoa; Chordata; Actinopteri; Pomacentridae
Product: mannose-specific lectin-like
Exons: 3
Coding region: 75-428 (117 amino acids)
Source: RefSeq, a predicted model, not a curated record
AAAGAUGCAGGGACCAGCCAUGAACUGCAUCACAUCAUUCUCUUCUGACUGCUGUGGAUCAUUCAAAGCUAAUAAUGAGCAGGAACUACUUGUCUGCAAAUAGCGAGCUCCGCCAGGGAGACUUCCUACUUUCCAACAACGAGAAGUGGAAGGCAGUUUUCCAGGAUGAUGGCAACUUUGUCAUUUACGGCCCGAGCCCUGUGUGGGCUUCAGGUACUGAUGGAGCAGAGGCUGUUCGCCUGUGCAUGCAGGAUGACUGCAACCUGGUCAUGUACGACACGAGUAACCAGGUGAUAUGGGACACAGGCUCAAGCACAGCUCCCUGCAUCACGUGUCGCCUUCAGCUGACUGAUGACGGCACGCUGGUGAUUUACCGGGAAGCUGAAGUUGUCUGGACCUCUGAGUUUUCCAAAGGCAAUAAAAAAUGACUUAACAUGACUUUUGAGCUUCUGAGUGCUUUUAAAAUUGAAAGCAAUCUUUGAAUGUUAUCCUGAGUUCACUGCCUGCGAUGUAAUGUGGACACAAUAAAAGGCACCUUUUCAAAUUGCA